Molecule: messenger RNA, 1488 nt
Organism: Vicia faba (fava bean)
Lineage: Eukaryota; Viridiplantae; Streptophyta; Magnoliopsida; Fabales; Fabaceae
Source: the annotation of a GenBank genome assembly
AUGGCUGCUGAUUCCUCUGUAAUCUUCAAUGGAAAUGGCAUUGGCAAUGGCAAUGGUAGUAGUAUCAACCCACUGCCUAACCUACAGAGAACUUACCAAGUUGUAGUGGCUGCCACCAAAGAUAUGGGCAUUGGUAAGGAUGGAAAGUUGCCAUGGAGAUUACCUACUGAUCUCAAGUUUUUUAAGGAGAUAACUAUGACGACUAAUGAAUCCGGGAAGAAGAAUGCCGUUGUUAUGGGAAGAAAAACAUGGGAGAGCAUUCCUUUUCAGUUCAGGCCUCUUCCUGGUCGGCUUAAUGUUGUUUUGACUCGCUCCGGUAGUUUUGAUGUUAAAGCAGCAGAAAAUGUUGUAAUAUGUGGAAGCAUGUCUUCUGCGUUGGAACUUUUAGCUGCUUCUCCUUAUUGUACGUCGAUUGAGAAAAUAUUUGUCAUUGGUGGUGGUGAGAUAUUUAGAGAUGCUCUCAAUGCUCCCGAAUGUGAAGCUAUCCACAUCACAGAAAUUCACACAAGCAUUGAGUGUGACACUUUUAUGCCUCCGAUUGAUUUCACUGUAUUUCGGCCAUGGUACUCAUCCUUUCCUAAGGUGGAAAACAACAUUCGAUAUUCUUUCACCACUUAUGUGCGUAGACACGAGGAAUACAUGUAUCUUAAUCUGGUUCAAGAAAUCAUAUCUCAAGGUACCUCCAAAGGUGAUAGAACAGGGACUGGGACCUUGUCAAAAUUUGGUUGCCAGAUGAGGUUCAAUCUGCGCAGAGGCUUUCCGCUUCUAACAACUAAGAGAGUAUUUUGGCGCGGGGUUGUUGAAGAGCUUCUUUGGUUUAUCAGUGGCUCAACAAAUGCCAAGCUGUUACAGGAAAAAGGCAUUCAUAUAUGGGACGAUAAUGCAUCCAGGGAAUUCCUUGAUAGCAUUGGUUUGUCAGAGAGGGAGGAGGGUGACUUAGGACCUGUUUAUGGGUUUCAGUGGAGGCACUUUGGUGCCAGGUAUACAAACAUGCAUAAUGACUAUACUGGCCAAGGAGUUGAUCAGCUUUUAGAUGUUAUCAACAAGAUAAAGCAUAAUCCUGAUGAUAGACGGAUCAUUCUCUCUGCAUGGAAUCCAGCAGAUCUUAAAUUGAUGGCACUUCCACCCUGUCACAUGUCUGCGCAGUUCUAUGUAGCAAAUGGGGAGUUAUCGUGUCAAAUGAAUCAGCGAUCUGCUGAUAUGGGCCUGGGUGUGCCAUUCAACAUUGCAUCUUAUGCCCUCCUGACAUGCAUGAUUGCUCAUAUUUGUGAACUUGUUCCAGGUGAUUUUAUCCAUGUUCUUGGGGAUGCACAUGUUUACCAAACUCAUGUGAGGCCUUUGCAGGAGCAGCUUCAUAACCUGCCAAAACCUUUUCCAACUUUGAAAAUCAAUUCAAAGAAGAAAGAUAUGGAUUCUUUCGUGGCUACUGAUUUCAAGCUCAUUGACUAUGAUCCUCACCAGAAGAUUGAGAUGAAGAUGGCUGUUUAA